UCGUUCCUUUUCUCUUUCUCUCGCUCUCUUCCCCCGGCUCGCCGGCCGUUGAUUGCAGCAACAAGGAACCAAAAUGGCGACGGCGGGCGGAGACUGCGACGUGAUUAUGGCGCCCGCGGCAGCCCCAGUGGUGGCUUCGCAUUCCGAGGUGCCGCCGAUGUUGAGCGACGAGGACGAGGGGACGCGCAGAGAAGCAGAGUCCUUCAAGGAGCAGGGAAAUGUAUUUUAUGCCAGAAAGGACUACAAUGAAGCAUACAACUACUAUACAAAAGCUAUAGAUACGUGUCCCAGCAAUGCCAGUUAUUAUGGAAACCGUGCUGCAACUCUCAUGAUGUUAGGCAAAUUUCGGGAGGCACUGGGGGAUGCUCAGCAAUCAGUCAGGAUGGACGAUAGCUUUGUGAGGGGGCAUCUGCGGGAGGGAAAGUGCCACCUAUCUCUGGGGAAUGCCAUGGCUGCCAGCCGCUGCUUCCAACGAGUUCUAGAAUUGGAUCAUAAACACACACAGGCUGAGCAAGAGCUGAAGAGUGCCAGAACUGUUCUAGAAUAUGAGAAAAUUGCUGAAGUUGACUUUGAGAAACGGGACUUCCGAAAGGUUGUAUUUUGUAUGGAUCGUGCUCUAGAAUUUGCCCCUGCCUGCCACCGCUUCAAAAUCCUCAAAGCAGAAUGCUUAGCUUUGCUAGGUCGCUAUUCUGAAGCCCAGUCAGUUGCAAGCGACAUCUUGCGAAUAGAUGCAACAAAUGCUGAUGCUCUCUACGUCCGAGGGCUUUGCCUUUACUAUGAGGACUGCAUUGAGAAGGCUGUGCAAUUCUUCAUCCAGGCACUAAAAAUGGCUCCUGACCACGAUAAAGCCUGCCUUGCCUGCCGUAAUGCCAAAGCGCUGAAAGCAAAGAAAGACGAUGGUAACAAAGCUUUCAAGGAAGGGAAUUAUAAGCUGGCCUUCACACUUUAUACAGAGGCCCUAGCAAUAGACCCAAAUAACAGGAAAACCAAUGCCAAACUCUACUGCAAUCGGGGAACUGUUAAUUCCAAGCUUAGAAAGCUAGAUGAAGCAAUAGAAGACUGCACAAGUGCCAUCAAACUGGACGACACAUACAUCAAGGCCUAUCUGAGAAGAGCACAGUGUUACAUGGACACAGAGCAGUAUGAAGAUGCUGUGAGGGAUUAUGAAAAGGUUUACCAGACAGAGAAAACAAAAGAACACAAGCAGCUGCUCAAGAAUGCACAGAUGGAACUGAAGAAGAGCAAGAGGAAAGACUACUACAAGAUCCUGGGUGUAGACAAGAAUGCCUCUGAAGAUGAAAUCAAAAAAGCAUACCGGAAACGGGCCCUGAUGCAUCACCCAGAUCGGCAUAGUGGAGCAAGUGCUGAAAUCCAGAAAGAGGAAGAAAAGAAAUUCAAAGAAGUUGGUGAAGCCUUUACCAUUCUUUCUGAUCCCAAGAAAAAGGCUCGCUAUGACAGUGGCCAGGAUCUAGAGGAAGAUGGCAUGAAUAUGGGAGAUUUUGAUGCUAAUAAUAUCUUCAAGGCUUUCUUUGGAGCACCUGGAAGUUUUAGUUUUGAAGCUUCUGGACCAGGGAAUUUCUUUUUCCAGUUUGGCUAACCUGCAGAACAGAUCCAUCUCAUCUACUGAAAUCCACAGUUUCCCUGACCUGCUUCUUUUAACUUCAAGUUCCAUUCUCCCUUCAUUGCAUCUCAGCAUUUUUUAGGGCUGUGGCGUUUUCUCUGUUGGAAACAUCAAUUUUUGUGUGUGCUUUAGAGUGUGAUGAGAAAACCAGCAUUUGGAGGGAAGAGGGAGGGAGCAGUUAAGGAAUAUACCUUUUUGUUUGUUUUAUUGUUAACUUUAUUAAAAAAAAGAGAGAGAGAGAGAAAUAAAAUCUUUUGAUUCCUCCGUUAAAUAAUUUAAGAUUCCCAAGUUGCUGGGACUUCAUUCAGGGAAUCCUUCUGAAAUAACCUUGAGACUUUGCAAGUGCGACUGGAUAUGCCAUGCCUUUAUGGGGUUUCACAAUGUGGGGAAACUGAAUUGAGAUUUUUCACUUUGGUUUUAUUGUACUGGCUGUAGCCACAUUAAACCUUAUUCCCAGAAACAUUUCAGACACUUGAGAAAUGCAAAGAAGUUUGCCGCAUCAUUCUCUGAGAGAGUCAUCUUUGGAAUAAAAGUUGUCUCUUCUCAGCACUUUCUCUUAAUAUUUCCAGGGUCUCUCUCAUUUGAGGAACAGUUUCUGUUUCCAGUUGCUUGAGUACUUCAGGGAAAUGGUAAGGGCUGAUUUCACACAUGGCCAUAUCAUUUUGGUGGUGGCUUCCAGAUCAACCUGUAAACCUGAUUCCAUUGAAAAGUGCAUGAAGUCUGAGGUGAUUGUCAGGUGUUACGAAAGGUGUAUAUAUGUGUUGUUAGAUCUGCGGUGCAUAUUUCACACAUGCACAUCUACAUGUGAUGUCACGGUUCUUACAUGCAUGCACAAGUCCACUGUAAGUGUUGGAAUCUCUUAAACUAAUUGGAAUCUCAAAAUGCAUUUUUGAUGUUGAGAAGAUUUUUCAGAAUUGACCAAAAUGUGUUGAAUGUUUAAAAGAAGAAAUUCAGCAUAAUUUGAGGGGAGAGAGCUAUAGUAGAACUAUAGCCAGCCAUGCUGAAGUUCCUGAUGCAUUUUUUAAAGUUUUGCCCAGUGUUUGUAUCAUAUUGACUACUCCUGACCCAUAAUGUAAUUUCUGCUUUGGACAAUUAGCUCCUUCCUUUUUCCAUAAUAGUAAAAAUCAAAAGUAGGCUGUCAUCUCUUCUAACAACCUCCUAGUCGCUGAACCAUUUUUAUAUUACAUGCAAUUUUCACCGUUUUAUGUUAUUUCAAACUCUUCCUUGGGGUCUUGGUUUUCCUCAAUCCAGUUCAUACUGGCUGGGAGAUCAGGGAAUCUGAAAUCUCAGUACAUCUAGAGGAGAUCAGGUUGGGGAAGAUUAGCCUGGAAGAUCAAUACCAUGCUGAAUGAAAUUGUUCAACAGAAGAAAAGAGUGGUCUUUGUGUUAUAUCUGAACAGGUUUUGGCAGCUUUCUAUUCAUGAGACCAGGGGAAAAGUUGAUAAAGCACCUCAAAAAAUGUAAUCAUUUACAAGCUUUUUAAACAGUUCUUGUGCAGUGCCUGGAAUUCUGCUCAAUGAAAUGUCCGGUAUUGGUCCAAUAUGAGACAUUGUUUUAAGAGGUACCCAGAUUGUGCCUGGGAAUUAUCCUUUAUUUUUCAAGCUGUUCAGUUGGUGGGUCCUGGCAAGCUUAGGGAAUAGCAGUGAAUUAGACUUCAUCGGCUUCAUUCCCUUUAAUAGCUUCAAACUGAGGAACUCAAAAAGUGGUUGCAGAAAUGCAGUCUAUUGGGAGAUGGCCAGGAAUUAAAUGCUAAACUAAAGGAAGAACAGAAUAAACUCAGGAGCUGGUCUCUGCCAACAUUACAUGCUGGUUCCUGGCCCAGCAAAUGUUACGAUUUCUCUCAUUGAGGACUUCAUUGUAGUCAAAUUCUGCUGGUGGAAUUUAUUCUGGAGGGUUGAACUCAUACUUUUGGAGGAGUUAAUUGAUGGAAUUGUGUUGUGUUCAUUCUCCGUUAAGGUUAAUGACUAAUGGGAUAGUUCAGAAACUGGCACAAAAGGCUGUGAAAUCAACAACCUCCCCCUUCAUCAUUGCUUUAUGCUGAGAGAAGUUAAAGCAGCAACAUAUUAUCUUCAGAGACUGAGACAUCAAGGAGUAACACUAGCAUCCUGUGGAUUUUCCCCUUUUAAGAUGUUUUGGCUCAUUGCAAUAAUUCUCUUUUAAAAAGUCCACAGAGGAUUAGAGGAAUAUUAAGAGUUUCGGUGGAUGGCUGCUUGGUUUUCUGAUCAUCUCUACACAGCUGGGAAUAGUAUAAAAGAUAACUUAGAAAAUUACUUUCUCCAUAUCACAAGCAUUUUUAUUUAUUUUUUUCAGAUCUAAAAAUUAAUGAUACAAAGUUCCUGGACCUUAAAACUGAUUGUAACCCGAAAAGUGAUGAAUGCUGUAAUACUUAGCCUUUUUACGUUGUUUUUGAUUAUCUGAAAUUCUUCUCAUUGCAGCCAUUAAGGAUCUUCAGAUAUACCAACUUUUGCAUUAUAUAUUAGGCCACGUACAACCUCCGUUAGAAAUUCUCCACCCUGGUAUAACCAUUCUGUAACUUGGAUUUGGUUCUUAGCCUUUGGACUUUGUUUUUUUAAUUAGCCAGCUUUAAGAGGUACCAAACAGUAUGUUACUGAUAACCAACGGAUUACGUUUCUUUCUGUCUGAGGCUUGGAGUACACCUAGAAAUACAUUGUCGGAAUCUUGCAAUGAUCAUAUUACAGAUGAAAUUAUACUUUCAGUGCUCCCAUAUGGAAACUCCCUGGGAAUAAAGAGCAGGUAUAGAGAUGGACUUGAACAUUCUUUUCACUGCUAGUUAGCUUGCAGGAUGAUGAUGAUGAUGAUGAUUCUACAUAGGGAGGCAUACAAUGCUGGCAAUUUUAAGUAAUAUUGAGUACCACUUUUUCCACUAUACGUGUAGACAAAAUCUCAAAAGCAGGGAGGUAAGGAAAGAACCAAGACUUCCUCAUAAAGUCAUGCAUUUCUUUGAUGCAAUUUCUUUGGUGAUGGAGGUCUAAGAGCAGUGUAUUUUAGGGAAACCUGCCAUUUUUCCCUAUUUCCUUUUCCUGUACACUUCUUGAUCAGCUGUCCUUGCAUGCAUUGUGCCCUUUGCUAUAUAGAUACAUUUACAAGAAAUACUUGAGCAGAUGACAGGUAGACCAAUGUUCAAGCCACUUGGAGAAAGGCUGUUUGGCUAGGAAUAGUUAAUAUACCAUUCUGACCUCUGUGUGAGGAUCUAGACUUCCUCUUAAUAAUUUGUUGCAUGAUCAGUUUUUAAAACAGCAUCCCAUCCCUUUCUCCUGUGAAUAGCUUCAGACACAUGGAUAGCCACAGUGCCCCACUUGAACCCUUUCACUUAUCUGAGAUGAUUAUUUGAAGAAGAAGAAAAAGUGGUGACUAUUCAUUAAGGAUUCAUAAUGUUUAUAUGCAGAAUUUCAAACCAGACUGAAGCAAAAACCAUAUGCAAUUGAUAUUAACUUUAUUAUAAAAUGUAUAUGAUGUACAAAAAAAUAAACACUCUGGAUCUCA
Candoia aspera is the source of this 5125-nucleotide messenger RNA. RefSeq names its product DnaJ heat shock protein family (Hsp40) member C7 (gene DNAJC7). The transcript is spliced from 14 exons. The coding region runs from base 74 to 1597 and encodes 507 amino acids. NCBI's taxonomy places the organism in Eukaryota, Metazoa, Chordata, Lepidosauria, Squamata, Candoiidae. Gene Ontology annotation, molecular function: protein binding. The record is from RefSeq and is a predicted model, not a curated record.